Messenger RNA from Soboliphyme baturini, 752 nucleotides. The record is from the annotation of a GenBank genome assembly. Lineage: Eukaryota; Metazoa; Nematoda; Enoplea; Dioctophymatida; Soboliphymatidae.
AUGGAAGUCGAUGCAAAAGAAAAGACGCUUAAGGCAAAGCAAAAGGAAUAUGCUGUGUGUCAUAGCGCUGUGGAAAAUCAGAGGAGUAUGAUACAGGACGAGCAGAGGAAGAAACACGAGUUGAAAUCAUCUGUGGAAGAGGAUACGGCUUUAAUCGAUUCCCGAAAGCGUGAAUUCCAGAAACUGCAGCUGAGCAUCGCUGGAAAGGUCGAGGAAGCGGAGCGCGAUCGUGUGGCCCUCGAGUUAGCUCGAAAGCGAGUAGCUGCGUUGUCAGUUGGCAUGGUCGUCGAUAAAAGUGGAGAGCGUGUUUCUUUGAAAAAACAGCUUAUGGAUACUAGAAAGGCUAUCUCUGGCAUAGAAAUCGAAAAUGCGCGAAUUAACACAAAAACUCGUGUCCGUUUUACCUACGCCGAUCCUGAACCAAAUUUUGAUCGUUCGAGAGUUAAAGGAGUCGUUGCGGAUUUGAUACAGUUAAAAGACCCCAAGUUUGCGACGGCGGUCGAGACGGCAGCAGGUGGCGGCCUUUACAAUGUCGUGAUCGAUACGGCGGAGACCGGAAAGCUCUUGUUGAAAAAAGGGCAGUUGGAGCACCGGGUUACGUUAAUUCCGCUUAACAAAAUAUUAUCGUCCGUCAUUCCGAAGAGAGUCAUCGAACGAGGAAAGUCUUUGGUAAAGAUUUUUUAUUCAUUGCCCCUUAUCAAUCUGUUUCCAUUUAGCGGAAAAACUCAUGUAAGUUCAAAAAUAUGUUAAAA